AUGGGAUCUUGUGGCUGGGAAAAUAGUGCUUCCGAUUUGAUCGCGGCUCUCAACCAUAUUCAGAUGAACAAUGGCGCCAAUCCGAACAACAACCCCAACUGCGGUCGCCAUAUCUUGAUCGACGGUCCCGAUGGUCAAGUUAAAGUUGAAAUUGUCGAUACUUGCCCUGGAUGUGAAAGCGGCAGUGUUGAUUUGAGUCCCGCCGCAUUCACCCACAUUGCUUCCUUGGGUGAUGGUCGAGUUCCCAUCAAAUGGAAAUGGGUUGAUUAA
Messenger RNA from Radiomyces spectabilis, 270 nucleotides. RefSeq names its product RlpA-like double-psi beta-barrel-protein domain-containing protein-containing protein. The record is from RefSeq and is a predicted model, not a curated record. Bases 1 to 270 code for a protein of 89 amino acids. The transcript is spliced from 2 exons. Lineage: Eukaryota; Fungi; Mucoromycota; Mucoromycetes; Mucorales; Radiomycetaceae.